Messenger RNA from Habropoda laboriosa, 2292 nucleotides. RefSeq names its product tyrosine-protein kinase receptor torso-like. The transcript is spliced from 17 exons. The coding region runs from base 1 to 2292 and encodes 763 amino acids. Gene Ontology annotation, cellular component: signaling receptor complex. Gene Ontology annotation, molecular function: ATP binding; transmembrane receptor protein tyrosine kinase activity; protein binding. Lineage: Eukaryota; Metazoa; Arthropoda; Insecta; Hymenoptera; Apidae. The record is from RefSeq and is a predicted model, not a curated record. Gene Ontology annotation, biological process: cell surface receptor protein tyrosine kinase signaling pathway; positive regulation of kinase activity; multicellular organism development.
AUGGAGAUAGUUUUACUGAUAAUGAAAUGUGAUGAUUUUCAGAACCACUGUGAGGAUGUUUGUGAUGAUUUCCUAGACGAAUUUAAUUAUCCACAAGUGGACGAAGACACAGAAGCUGAUGUAGAUCUUCAUUGCACCGGUGGGCACGUGAUGAUGAUCAAAUUCAAUCCUGGAAUGUACAUUAUCGAGCAGAGUGUCUCCAAUUCUUCCUCGAAUGUCACUAAAACGAUCAAAGGAAGUAUAGCAACAUUUACGAAUUUAACACCAGGUAUCAAAUAUCGAUAUCGUUUGUAUAAUUUUACCAAAGAAGGAAUUUCGCGACCGGAAACAUCCGAGUGGUUCACAACUUACGAAGCCGAUUACAGACCGUUGCCUGUGAAAAGUAUAACAUUGUUAAAGCUAGAGGCGGAGAAGAUGGAUAAAUGUAACCUGCGUGCAGAGGUUGCUUUUGAACCUGCAGAAGAUCGUAGUUGCUAUUAUAACGUGUUAUCCUGGGGCGAGGAACACGAUUUGUGGAACUUUAACGUAGCACAGAAGCCUGUGUUUAGGUUCGAGUUAAACGAUUUGAAAUUCAGUCGAACUCACAACGUGACCAUUUCAUCCCUUAACGGCGACACUGAAUCUAGUUCUGCGACUGCUUUCAAAUUUCAUACAUUUAGCUGCCUAGAGUAUUGUAACGAUUUGACGACAUGCGCUCCAGAAAGCGUGAAAGGCUUACGGGCUGAAUGCACUUAUAACGGAGAAUUCUACGAACUUAAGAUUUAUUGGAAUAAAUCGUUGCAAGAACCAGACAGUUACACGAUAGAAAUCGAUUCGCCUGGAGACGAUCAGGUUUAUUCUUUUAGCGUACCUGGUAAUAGAACCGAGGUUUACAUUUCGAAUUUAAAUCUUGGACCUAAAUACAAAGUGAGAAUUAUUGCUGAAUCAUUAGGCGGAAUAAGUUUACCAGUGGCUAUUGAAAAUUUCAUUAGUGAACAAACAACCAUAAAUCGUGAAGUUAUUAUUGGAAUUACCACAUUAUCAAUCACAAUCGUCGUACUAGCUGGGAUGAUUUUCUCGCGAUAUUACAAACAGAGGAAUAAGAAAUUUUUUAUGGAGUGUGGUCGUUUUGAGGAUCACAAUCAGAAGGAUCUGCCUAUAGAAAUCACUAAAAAAUUGCUGUCACAAAAUUACGAUUCCGAGACCAACGAUCCCAUUGCACUGACAUUAACACACGAGUACGAAUUGUGCCCAAAAUUGUUAAAGCUUAAAGGCGUUCUUGGUAGCGGAGCUUAUGGAGUCGUAAGAUUGGGAUCGUUGCAACAUAAAUCUAACAAUAUUACUGAGGUAGCAGUUAAAAUGCUCAAAGACAACCCAGGCAAAGAAGAUUUGCAGAAUUUUCAUAAGGAGAUAUUGAUUAUGAAAUUCGUCGGUCAACAUCCGAACAUAGUAUCGUUAAUAGGUUUUUGUAACAUGUAUAAUAAGCCAGUGUUGGUAAUAGAAUAUUGUUGCAAAGGAGAUUUGCAAACGUAUCUAAGAACGAUAUGGCAAAAUGCAGUAAGCAUUGCAUUUAAUCGUAGAGCACGUUUCAAACUUGACGCAGUUUCGUUCACUGCCAAUGGCAUAGAGUGUAUUUCGAACAAUUCUGGUGGAAAGGAGCGAAAUUAUCAAAAUAUUAAUAUUAUUGCGAACCGUUGUUACGACAUUCAACAAGAUAUAGCACAGUAUACGGAAAUCGUUACAGCAAACGAUUUGCUAAAUUUUGCAAGGCAAAUCACCACAGGAAUGGAAUUUUUAUCAUCGAAACGAAUAGUACAUCGUGACUUGGCUGCACGAAAUAUAUUGGUAUGCGCGGAUAGAAUUGUGAAAAUCUCAGAUUUCGGUCUGAGUCGCGACGUUUACCAAGAAAAUUUAUACAGAAAGAAAGGAGACGGCAAGUUGCCGUUAAAAUGGAUGGCGAUCGAAGCUCUAACACAUCAAAUUUACACAACUUACAGCGACGUAUGGUCCUUUGGUAUUUUGUUAUGGGAAAUUGUAACAAUGGGUGCUCUGCCGUAUCCUGAAAUUUCUAGUAAUGCAGUCUUGAAGCUUUUAAAAUCUGGUUACAGAAUGGAACAACCUUUGAAUUGUAGUAUAGAACUAUAUAACAUCAUGUUUUCAUGCUGGAACGUACGACCACAAAGUAGACCUACGUUCACUCAAUUGAAGGAGGGUUUGGACAAGUUACUUUCUUACCAUUCCGGCAAUAAGUAUUUGAACAUCGACGAAAUCCUAUACGAGGCUCAAGAACAGUAUCGUAUAUCCGAAAAAUAA